Messenger RNA from Vigna umbellata (rice bean), 3533 nucleotides. NCBI's taxonomy places the organism in Eukaryota, Viridiplantae, Streptophyta, Magnoliopsida, Fabales, Fabaceae. The record is from RefSeq and is a predicted model, not a curated record.
UUUUCCUUCCUCAAACGGCUACAUUCUCUCUCUUUUCUCUCUUCCUAUUUUUUCAUUUCUCACCCCAUUUCAAAAUUUCACAAGAGCUGCAUUUUUCUGGGAAACCCUUUUUCAUUUUAUCGGGAAAACCGAUCCCCCUUUCUUGCCAGGGGGGGUUUCUAGACCAAAGGCAAUUCACCAAUCCCUUUCAAUCACAGGUGAAGAUUAAGAUCCUUUACUAUAAUAUUAGUAAAGCUCUCAUUUUUGCUUUUCUGGGAUCCCUCAAAAGCAUAUUCUGUUCGUGAGGAAGGUGUAACGAUAAAGUUUCUAAUCUGGGUUUCACCAAUCAAGAAAAAAAAACAUCAACCUAAAUUUAGUAUCUUACUUUGAAGAUCUGUGUCCUUCACAUCCUAGGUUAUUGACACCACAGCUUUCCUGUUUAAUCUGUUUAGCGUAUGUGCUAUGACAUUCUUUUCUGGACAAUUGUGCAUUUGGUUACAAUAUUUUCGCUAAUAAAUAAUGUUAGUAGCAGAAAGCUACGUGCCUGCUUUGAAACAUUUUAUGCUCAGUUUUGAUUGAAUCUCUGGGGUUCAAUCAAUCGUGUUUGAUUAUAUAUUUUUUUUCUCUGGGGAUGUUGGAUUCAUUAAAAUGAUGUUACAUAUUAUAGGUCCAACACUUGAGUUACGUGGUAAAAUGAUGGAAUGGAACCAUAUCGUCAAUAAUUAAUUUUUCAGCAACAAACGUAUUCGGAUGCACUGGCAGUAACGUGGCAUUUUUAAUUUAUCUAUUAUUGUGGUUUGUUCCAAGCCUUGGAGGCCUAAUUCUAAGAUAAUGGUGUGGGUUUAAUGUUUAAGAGGGAUAAUUGUUUAGUAAAGAGACAGUAGAUGAAUUAAGUAUGGGAAUUUGAUAUUUAGCAACUCGUGCAUUGUGUCAUUGUUUCACUGAUUUACCAUAUAGUUGAGCCUUGACCAGAUGGGCCCCCAAUGGCUAACCUUUAUUCAUUGGCGGUAGGCUUUUUUGACAUAAACUAAAAUCUUUAAUGUUUCUUGUAGCAACAAUAGUGUGUUUUUUUUUCCAGUGAGAAUCUCACCACAAUAUGGGCAUGCUGUCAUUUAAAGUGACAAUUCUAUAUUGAAACUUGAUCUUUGAUCGUGACUUGUUUUGAAAGAUUGACCAUGGAUUUUAAGUCUGUUACAAGUAUUCUUAAUUUCUACUUUCAUGACACAUGAAUUUGGAAUGAUUGUUUCUCAAGUUUAUGUUCUUUUGGCCUUUUGGGGAACAAUGGUUUUUACAGUUUUUUCGCUGUCGGUAGAUACAAGUGAUCCAAAAUGGCUAGACAUCAAAAGGGUCUUCUUUUACAAUCCAAUACAACAUGUGAAUCUCUUCUUAACGAACUUCAGAUAAUAUGGAAUGAAGUCGGGGAGUCUGAGACUGAAAAAGAUAGAAUGUUGUAUGAGCUUGAAGAAGAGUGUGUAGAAGUAUAUAGAAGAAAGGUAGAUAAAGCUAAUCGGUCUAGAGCUCAACUAAGGCAGGAGAUUGCUGAUUCCGAGGCAGAGCUUGCAUGUAUCUGCUCAACAAUGGGAGAGCGACCUGUGCAUUUUAGACAGUUUGACAAAAAUGCUGGAAGCUUAAAGGAAGAGCUGGCAAGAGUUCACCCAGAGCUGGAGGAAAUGCGGAAAAGGAAGUUUGAGCGUAGAAAUCAAUUUAUAGAAGUUCAAGAACAGAUUCAAAGUAUCUCAAAUGAGAUUUGUAGUACAGGAGAAUAUAUUACUGCUGUUGUAGAUGAAACUGAUUUGUCAUUGAGAAAGCUUGAAGAAUUACACAGAGAGCUCCUUGCACUUCAGAAAGAGAAGAGUGAACGCCUCAAGAAGGUUCAAGACCAAAUAUGUACCUUGAAUUCUCUCUGUUCAGUGCUUGGUUUGGACUUCAAGCAGACAGUCAGUGGAGUCCAUCCUAGCUUAGGAAUUUCAGAAGGUCCUAGGAGUGUCAAUAGUGAAACCAUAAAUCAAUUGGCUAUUGCCAUACAAGAAUUGCGAAAAGUUAAACUGCAGAGAAUGCAAAGGCUUCAAGAUCUAGCUUCAACAAUGUUGGAGCUCUGGAAUUUGAUGGAUACGCCUGUUGAAGAGCAACAGAUGUUUCAGAAUGUUACUUGUAAUAUCGCUGCUUCAGAAGAUGAAGUAACUGAACCAAACAGCUUGUCUGAGAACUUCAUCAACUAUGUCGAGGCAGAAGUAUCCAGGUUGGAAGAGUUAAAAUCAAGCAAAAUGAAAGAGCUUGUUUUGAGGAAAAGAGCAGAGCUAGAGGAGAUUUGUCAUAAGACUCAUUUGAUUCCAAAAAUUGAUAGUGCAGUGGAACAAGCUGUUGAAGCGAUAGAAUCUGGAGUGGUAGACCCAGCUUGUGUGCUUGAACAGCUUGAACUUCAGAUUGCCUCUGCAAAAGAGGAAGCUUUUGUCAGAAAAGAAAUACUUGAAAAAGUUGAGAAAUGGUUAGCAGCACGUGAAGAAGAAUCUUGGCUUGAGGAGUACAACAUGGAUGAAAAUCGAUACAAUGCUGGGAAAGGUUCUCAUCUUACUCUCAAGCGAGCGGAGAAAGCCCGUGCCUUGGUCAGCAAACUACCAGCAAUGGUAGAGGCUUUAACUUCAAAAACUAUAGCAUGGGAAAAAGACAAAGGCAUUGAGUUCACAUAUGAUGGUACCUGUCUGAUCUCUAUGCUUGAGAACUACUCGCUAUCACGGCAAGAGAAGGAGCAAGAACGUCGUAGGCAGCGGGAACUGAAGAAACUUCAGGGACAAAUGACAGCGGAAAAGGAAGUACUCUAUGGGUCAAAGGUAAGCCCUUCAAAGGCCCAGAGUGCAAAAAAGACACCUAGAGCUGGAAGCGCAGCAUGUAGAAAAAUCUCCCUUGGAUGUCAGACACCAAAAUCUGAUUCGAAACCUUAUCAGUCACAGUCAUCCUUCAUAAAGAGGACAGAUAAAGCCCACCAAAAUGAUCGACUAAAUAAUCUGGAUGAUGAUGUUUCAUAUUUAUCAUCAGCUAGAAGAGGACUUGAUACUGCUCGUGAAAUGGAAUCUCCUUCUACACGCCAACCUUUUUCUCCCAUCUCUUUAACGGUAUCAUCGAAAGCUAAUGAUGCAAAUGCUGUAGACGAUAUACAGAACAAGAAGUUGCCGAACACAUUAGUAGUUAGCAAUUUUCCAUCCAUCACUACUACAUCAAAGACAACCACAGUGGUGGAUGAAGAAAAUAGAACUCCUAUGAAUACGUCCAUGACUCCAACCCCUGCCGCAGUUCCUUAUUGAGAAGAGACCGAAUACUCCUUUGAGGAAAGAAGGCUCGGUUGGUUUGUUUGGUUUUCCAGAUUACAUAUUAUUACACUGUUAUUGUAAUUACCUGUAAAUGAUAAUCUCAAGUCAAAUGUGGCUUCCCGAUUAUGUACAUAGUCUUAAGAAGGGGGCUUGGCCUGUGUUGUGGAAAGUACAUACUAAUGAUAAAUUUUGCAAUCUAAUCUGAUUUUCUUUUUUCACAGAUAACUGUUUCAUCUCAACCAAAACCUG